Dimorphilus gyrociliatus is the source of this 5071-nucleotide messenger RNA. The record is from the annotation of a GenBank genome assembly. Lineage: Eukaryota; Metazoa; Annelida; Polychaeta; Dinophilidae.
UAUGAGAAUUUUCUCUUUUCUUUCGCCUAAAGGAAGUGUCUUAGGACAAUUAAUAGCAAGAGAUGCAGCGGGCGAUAAUCCGGUCUUUUAUAGUAUAUCAGCUGAUGUUAUCGACCUACUCAGCGUCGACAGAGAUUUGGGUACGGUGAAAUUAUUGAGGAAAUUAGAUAGAGAAACUAAAGCUGAAAUUCCAGUUACAUUUUUCGCUGAAUCUAGAGAUGGUUUACGUUCACCUGUAGCUUAUUCUAUUAAAGUAUUAGAUGAAAAUGACAAUGCUCCCACUUUCAUUGGUGCACCAUACACGACGUCGAUUAGCGAAUCAAUGGAUUUGGGCGACCCUGUUUUUACCGAGAUUAGAAUUCGUGAUGAUGACGAGGGAAAGAAUUCUGAAAUUACAUUAACUUGCGAUAAUUCUCGUUUAGAUACAACCUGUGAUAUCUUUGAUUUGAAGCUUAAUAGCCUAGGAGUGGGUGACUAUAGAGGAACAGUAAUUCUUCGGAAAAAAAUUGACUAUGAAAAACAGAAAAAAUAUCGUAUAAAAUUGACUGCUAGGGAUGGAGGCUCUCCUACACAAAAAACAACUAUAGAGCUGCUAGUAAACGUACAAGACGAGCAAGACACUCCCCCGCGUUUCUUAAAUACUCCUUUAUCACUUAUAGUAAGUGAAAAUCUACCAAAGUCAUCUAGCGUUGGAAGAAUUAUGGCAAUGGAUCAAGAUACCGAUCAACCUAACGCUAUAAGGUUUUUCAUCAGCGAUGAUUCAGAAGGUCAUUUCGAAGUUAGCACCUAUCAAAAAGAUUCUCAAGACAAUUAUUAUUACGCGGAUAUAUUGACAAGAAAAUCAUUCGACAGAGAAAAUAUGAGUGACGUUGUGUAUGACUUUAUUAUUACGGCACAAGAAAUUCGAGGUAAUAGUAUCGGAGCAUCCGAAAGCACGAAAGUGAUUGUUCUUGUGACUGAUAGCAACGACAAUUAUCCAAUAUUCAAUAGGAAAGAAACGGAGAUUAAAGUUUCAGAAAAUAUGGAACUCUACGACACAGUAAACGACCUAAAUGUAACUGUCACCGACCGAGAUCAAGGCCCGAACUCUUUAAUCGAAAUUUCUGGAAAUAGUACAGUUUUUAUUGAAUAUCCUCGAAUAAUACAAGGAAGUGGAGCUAUAUCAUUGAGGGUGUUUAGACCUACUGUAUUAGACUACGAAAGGCCAGGAGCAGCUCAUACUAUACCAAUACUAUUGACUGCAAGAGAGUUAAAUACAAAAGAGAGAUACUCUUCAACUUGUAUAGUGACCGUUCAUGUCAUUAAUGAAAAUGACAAUUCACCGGUAUUCUCAGCUAAAAACUACUCAGUAUCGAUCAGGAAGGAUAGACAGAAAGGCGAUGAAUUGAUUACAGUUUCCGCUACAGAUAAGGAUGAGGGAAAAUUUGGUAGAAUUACAUAUUCUUUUCUUCCUUCUCCCUUGACAAAUCUAUUUCAAAUAAAUGAACUAAAUGGAGAAAUUUUGGUUAGUAAAUCAUUAAAAGGCCUGGAGAAUACAAUUUUAUAUGUCCAAGCAAGAGAUGGAGGGGGGAGAACUGAAAAAGUCCCAUUGUUUUUAACAAUCCUAAUCGACGAUCCCUUGGCUCCGGAAUUCGAAUACGAUUCAUAUUUUACAACGGCCGAGGAGGGUACUCGCAUUUUAAGUCCUCCCGUGACCGUUUCUGCAUCAAAAAGAAACACUAAGAAAGAUCCUGUUAACUACUUUUUUCGAACCUCGGUCGGAGAUUUUUUUUUCUUAAACCGUACUUCUGGAGAAUUAGGCAUAUCAUCACCUUUACCGUAUCCAGAAACCGGAAGCUAUCUUAUAACGAUAGGAGCUCGUCACGGAAUUGAGAACGUGACAAGUUUCGUAAAUGUUACAAUUAUAGUUCGUAAUGUCAAUGAUAAUUCACCGAUCUUCACUAAAAAUUUCUAUCAAACAAGUGUAUCCGAAUUAGCUGCACCUGGUACUACAGUAAUUCAGAUUGAGGCAAGCGACGAUGACGUGGGAGAAGAUGGAAAAGUUACCUAUUAUAUUGAGUCCGGAGGCAAAGACAACUUUCGGCUAAAUUCCACAACUGGUAUAUUGACUGUAUCGGACAUGUCUCGUCUGAAUAGAGAAAACUUUGGAGAAGAAUAUAUUUUAACUAUAAUUGCUACGGAUGGUGGCUCACCAUCUCGGACAUCGAGUUCUUCCGUGUCAAUACAAGUCCUGGAUGAAAAUAAUCAAGCUCCAAAAUUUUCCCAGGACAUCUACUUCUCUUCCCUUUCCCAAGAUGCUUCGAAGGGAACUCUAGUGGCGACUGUAUCUGCUACCGACUCUGAUCUAAACGCUGAUGUUCAGUAUACUAUUAUACCAUCUCAAUUUCGUGCAAAGAACCUUAAUGGUCAAGAAUUCGAAUUGCCUUUCAAUUAUGACUCAUUCGAGUUACGUACUAAUGGUCAGGUAUUUGUAAAGGAGGAUUUAAAUAAUCCUACUUUAUCGGAAAUAUCCUUUCUGAUCGAGGCUAGGGAUUUGAAUGGUAUAGAACCAGAAAAACAGAUUGCAACCUCCAAGGUUGUCGUGUCUUUGGAACGGCCCAAAGAUAAAAGAGUAAUAUUUGACAGUCCACUCACAUAUACAAUAAAAGAGGAAGAGCCACUGAAAACAGAAAUUUUCACAAUAGCAGCUCGAAUUAUUGGGGAUCCUAUGGGAGGUCUUCUUUAUGAAAUUUUACCAGAUACUGAUCCACAUAGUUAUUUUAAAAUUGAUCAGUAUACCGGCAGAGUAGAGAUACGGAAACGAAUCGAUUACGAGGAAAUAAAAGGAAGAAAGCGUAUAACUUUUCAAGUAUCAGCGUACGGCAAAAUUUUAAAUGAAACAGUGAGGGGCGUAGCGAAUAUAAUGGUUAACAUUGAUGAUGUUAACGACAAUGUCCCAAUUUUUACGAAAGAUAGAUAUGUCUUUCUUGUAAAAGAAGAUGUUUCAUCAGCGUUACAAUUGGGCAAAGUGACAGCAAUCGACAAGGACGAGGGAAAGUAUGGUGAGGUCCAAUAUUCAAUCGCCAAUAGUCACGAGAAGUUUGCAAUAGACCCGCUGACGGGUGCUGUUUUCUUGAAGUCUGGUUUUAGCUUAGACAGAGAAACGAAAGAUUCCUAUGCUUUUAUAGUUCAAGCAAUCGAUAAUUAUGAACAACCUGAGUUUUUGACAAGAAAAACAUCUGUAUUGGUGGUUGUCAAGGUAACAGACAGUAAUGACAAUGCUCCUCAAUUUACGCAAUCCAAAUAUGCCGUAUUCAUUGUAAAUACGGUACCAAUUGGUUAUACAGUAAUAAAGCUGAAGGCAACAGACAAUGAUGAAGGAUUAAACGCUGAAGUGCGUUACGAACUAGUUCCAAAUGAAGAUUUAAUAUUUAGUCGAGAGGCUGUCGUGAUCAACGAACAAACGGGAUCGAUCACUACGAAGGACUUGCUGAAUACAUAUACAAGAUCUAAGCCUUACUUAUUAAAAUUCCGAGCAUCAGAUUCGGGAACACCAAUGAAAUCUGCGGUGGUCGAAGUGGAAGUUACAGUCAGUAAUGGAGCAAUAAAUGACGGCUUUCCGAAAUUUAUUAACCCACCGUCUGACGGAAAAACAAUAAAUAUAAUUGAGGAGCCAAAAAAUAAUACUAGUAUCAUACUUCUGAAGGCAGAAGCUUUUGGUAGCGAUGGGCUCAGUAUACCAAUCGAAUAUUCAUUAUUACCCAUUCUCUCCUCAAACAACUACGUAAUUGUUGACCCUGUAACUGGACAUGUUACUACAAAUGUGUUACUCGACAGAGAAGAGAUCCCAGAAUUUCAAGUGGUUGCCAUUGCAACAACUGUAGAUAAUCGGAAGAGGGAGGCCAGAAGGUCUUUUUGGGUUAAACUUAUCGACAAGGACGAUAAUUUUCCUUCUAUUAAAGAGUGUGACCGUGUUCCCGUUAAUGAUCCAUUGAAUAUUAGAGUUAAAGAAAAUCGGCCACCGGGCAGUGAAAUCACAAAAAUAAAAGCUUGCGAUCCUGAUAGCGCACCGAACAAUGCUAUUUACUAUUACAUGACUUGCGGAGACACAGAAAAAUUUGAAGUCGACCAAUCGACUGGAGUAGUUAGAAAUUUGAAGAAACUCGAUAAAGAGGAUAAGGCCUCUUAUAAAAUAUGCGUAAAAGUGAGUCCCAAUGCAAAUAGGACUUUUUCUGGUGGAAGUCCAUCGAAAACCGUUAAAAGAAAUGAUGAAAUAACGUUAAUAAUUAAUUUAGAAGAUAUAGAUGAAUUUGGUCCAGAAUUUGAUAAAUCUGAAAUAUUUUCAACGGGGUUAAAUGCUGUUUCACCUCCUGGUACGGAGAUUUUGAAAUUAACAGCUUCCGAUAAGGAUGGAAUUCUCUCAGCUAAAUUUCAAAUAGAGGAAGUAAAAUUCGAUGGCCGUACGAUAAAAGGUGCCAUAGGAAUUAAUGAGAAAACCGGUCAAAUAUAUACACUUCUUGCUAACUACUACGAAUUCGCUGGUGGUGAAUUUCAGGUGAAAGUAAAAGUAAUCGAUGAAAAAGGACGUGCAGAUAAGACUUUAGUAACAAUUCAUAUAUACAGACCUAGUGAAACUGUGAAGUUUAUCUUUAAUGACGUUCCGGAAAAUGUUUUAUCUUACUUGAACAACUUUUUCAGCGAAUUAGAAAAUACUGAGACUGGACUUGCAGUUUCCGCUACAGACGCUCAAAUUUAUCACUCGAGGAAUGAUUACACCAAAACUACUGUUUGCGUUCCACUUGUGAAGAAUAAAGUUACUCUUUCCUUAUCGGACGCCCUAUCCAUCGCUGAAAAGAGCUCGUUAAAGCCCAUCUAUAAGAAAUAUAACGUAAUAAAAAGAGAGAGAUGCAUUCAGCGUUUGACGACAUCUAGCUGGGAAAGUAAAUCGUAUUUGUGGUGGAUUCUAAUAGCCCAAGCUUGCGUUAUCGCAAUUCUAUCGGUUCUAGCUAGUGUCACUUUGGAACGUUCCUACCUAUCCUUCCGAAGACGAUUAAGGGAAUUAAAUGAAUUCCCUCCGUCAAAGUCUAUGUAA